AUGAUAACCGAGCGGCCAGAGGGGACUGGUGCAUCUCCUGCCGAGCAGCCAGAGGAGGCUGGUGACUCACCAGCAAAGCAGCCAGAGGGGGCUGGAGCCUCUCCAGGCGAACAGCCAGAGGGGGCUGGUGCCUCACCAGCCGAGCAGCCAGAGGGGGCUGGUGCCUGUCCAGCCGAGCAGCCAGAGGGGCCUGGUGCCUUUAUAGCCGAGCAGCCAGAGAGGGCUGGUGCCUCUCCAGUUGAUCAGCCAGAGGGGGCUGGUGCCUCUCCAGUUGAUCAGCCAGAGGGGGCUGGUGCCUCUCCAGUUGAUCAGCCAGAGGGGGCUGGUGCCUCUACAGGCGAACAGCCAGAGGGGGCUGGUGCCUCUCCAGCCGAGCAGCCAGAGGGGGCUCGUGCCUGUCCAGCUGAGCAGCCAGAGGGGCCUGGUGCUCUCCAGCCAAGCAGCCAGAGGGGGCUGGUGCCUGUCAGGCCGAGCAGCCAGAGGGGCCUGGUGCCUUUCCAGCCGAGCAGCCAGAGGGGGCUGGUGACUCUCCAGUUGAUCAGCCAGAGGGGGCUGGUGCCUCUCCAGGCGAACAGCCAGAGGGGGCUGGUGCCUGUCCAGCCGAGCAGCCAGACGGGCCUGGUGCCUCUCCAGCUGAGCAGCCAGAGGGGGCUGGUGCCUUUCCAGCCGAGCAGCCAGAGGGGGCUGGUGGCUCUCCAGCCGAGCAGCCAGAGGGGGCUGGUGCCUCUCCAGCCAAGCAGCCAGAGGGGGCUGGUGCCUCUCCAGCUGAGCAGCCAGAGGGGGCUGGUGCCUCUCCAGGCGAACAGCCAGAGGGGGCUGGUGCCUCUCCAGCAGAGCAGCCAGAGGGGCCGAGCAGCCAGAGGGGCCUGGUGCUCUCCAGCCAAGCAGCCAGAGGGGGACGGUGCCCCUCCAGCUGAGCAGCCAGAGGGGGCUGGUGCCUCUCCAGGCGAACAGCCAGAGGGGGCUGGUGCCUCACCAGCAGAGCAGCCAGAGGGGGCUGGUGCCUCUCCAGCCGAGCAGACAGAGGGGGCUGGUGCCUCUCCAGCCGAGCAGCUGGACGGGGCUGGUGCCUCUCCCGCCGAGCAGCCAGAGGGGGCUGGUGCCUCUCCAGUUGAUCAGACAGAGGGGGCUGGUGCCUCUCCAGCCGAGCAGCCAGAGGGGCUGGUGCCUCUCCAGCCGAGCAGCCAGAGGGCGCUGGUGCCUCUCCAGCUGAGCAGCCAGAGGGGGCUCGUGCCUGUCCAGCCGAGCAGCCAGAGGGGGCUGGUGCCUCUCCAGGUGAUCAGCCAGAGGGGGCUGGUGCCUCUCCAGCCGAGCAGCCAGAGGGGCUGGAGCCUCUCCAGCCAAGUAGCCAGAGGGGGCUGA
Schistocerca gregaria is the source of this 1362-nucleotide messenger RNA. RefSeq names its product calcium-binding protein P-like. Lineage: Eukaryota; Metazoa; Arthropoda; Insecta; Orthoptera; Acrididae. The transcript has 3 exons. The record is from RefSeq and is a predicted model, not a curated record. The coding region runs from base 1 to 1362 and encodes 453 amino acids.